CUGAAAUUAUAAUACCCUCUGCAAGGGUAUAAAAAUGUAAAUCAAAAUCUUUCCAGUCUUUCGGUUCAGUGUUAUGACUAGCGCUUUUAAAGUCAACUUUUUGUCGUUCCAGGAUUAAUACAUUUAAUAAGAUAGAAAUUAGAAAUAAAUUAUAAAUAUAUCAAAUUAUUUCACAAUGUAAAAUUUUUAAAAACUUAAACUUACAUUUAUGAACACAUAUGACUUUAUGUGAAUUCGCCGAUUUUCAACCACAACCAUCAUACAAUUGUAUGCAUAUAAAUCCUUUUUUUUUAUUUGAAAUACUAUUCUGAUUAACUUUUAUAUGGGAAAGAAGACUUUCGACCAUGGGUUUUUUUUUUACAAAAAAUUAAAGUAAGAUUUUGUUUCCGAAGUUUUAAUUAAUAUUAAGGAAGUCUUGAAACAUUUGGUUUUUGUUAAUGUGAAAAUGAUUUCUUACUUCCGAAGAUCUCAAUCGGUUUAAGUUUUUGUGAUUUUCAGAAAGUUUUUUUUUUCUUGUGCAUAUGGUCGAGUAUGUGAGAGCUUGUCGAUUAUCGCAAGCAUUCGACGAACGGCAAACUUUUGCGCUUGUCGGCGUUAACAAGCCACAGCCAUGCGUUUAACUAAGCGUGAAUGUAACAGUGUGUGUAUGUGUGUAAAGAGUGGGGUAAGGGGCGGUGGGAGGGGGUGGAGAUCCUGUCAGCGUGUGGCUGCAAAAUUGUAUGUGUGUAAGUGUGGGUCGGUGGCGGCAACAUUGUUGCAAAAUGAUUUUGAAAAAAAAAACCAUCAAUAACUCAAAUAUAAUGACAGUUUUCCACUUGUUGUUGCCUCUAUCUCGCUCUCGCUCUCUCUAACCCUGCAAAACCAAACCGCCACCCCCAACCCCUAAGUGGGGCUAAAUGGAUGAAUAACUUAAGCCAGAUGCUUCGCCUUUCCUCUUAGUGUGCGAUGUUAUGUAAUGUAAUAACGUCAAUCAAAUUUAAAAAGGCAGACCAACUAUUUUAAAAUCAAUUUUCUUACCCCCCCUUUUCAUCCAGCAGCAUCAGCAUCAGCAUCAGCGGGAAAGUGGAAAAGCUGCGGAAGGAAACAGGAAAGCGACCUCGGCUUAAGCAAAUACACAAUCACAAGUUGUUGCUGCAUCAGAGGAAUCCUGAGUAGGAUGUAGGAUGUAGGGCGGAGGAAGUAGGCUAAUGUAGCAGAAGAAGAGUCCGGGACUCAGUCACUUUGCAAACAGUAUCAUUCAAAGCUGUGACUAGCGAAAUUCGCAGCGAGGGACCGUGACACCGAGUGAAAAAGUGCCUGCUUUAGUUAAAGUUUAGUUUAAACUUUUCUGUGGCUCGUGGCUUGCCCCGGGCGAAAUGUAUCAUUCGUGUCAUUAAUCAUUCGUCAUGUGGGUCGGCGACAACAUUUCAUUUGCUUAUCAUCUCGGCUCAAAGUCUUUGGGGGGAUGAAAGCAACAAGAGUAGGCCUUAAAGUUGAAUGAAUCAAAUGGGCUGCUGGAAAACUUAUUGCUAAGCCUAGAAAUCCCCGACAAGUCAGUGACUUCCCGUCCUUUAAGAACAAAAGCGAGCUUGAGUCUUACAUUUGUGGAAAUCAAGAGAAAAAUCUUCAGAAUUAAUGUCUUUUUAAAUAUUUGGUCAUACAUUUUACAACGUAAGAAAACUAAAUAAAUUAAGUAAAUAAAGCCAAUAGUUAAAACAAGGAACUCUGCAAAAUAUCGAAUUAAAAUAACAAGAACCCAAUGUCAUUAGCCAUUACAAAAAACAAUGGAUUUUAAAUCAUUUUUUUUUUUGCAACUUCCAACUAGCUUCCAAGUUAAUAUUCCCUUAAUGUCAGCGAGUGUAAGAGCAUCUAUAAAAGUUAUUUGUAUUUUUUUUCACAUCCAAGCCUGCUUGAUUUUUUAUGGCCAGCACUCCAGCACAACUACUGCCCAUCAUCAUCAUCAUCUAACAUCAUUCGUGUCCCAUGGCCAGCCACUCAAAGGCAAGCGCUGAAUUGACAAAUUGAUGGAUGGUUCUCCAAACGCUGCAUGCUUCAGCAUCUCUCCUUUAUUUUUUUUUUUUAUCCUUCAUUGCCCCUUGUACAAGUAUAUGAUGCAUUAUUAUUCCGGAAAAGUUUGCGACCGCAGCAACAACAAUUGCUUGCCUAAGUGUUUUAUUAGCCAUCGAGAACAGAGUUUGAGUUCGGUUGAGUUGAGUUGAUUGUCAGUUUUCGAACACAUUGUUUAUUUUUUUGCUGUAUUUUGUUUUGUAUACAAUUUUCCUGAAUUGCUUUGGGGUUUUAUUGCUUAGCAUGCCUUCAUCGUCAACCCAUACCAAACCGCUGACGAAUGAGCAGGUCGAAGAGCUGAAGGAUGCCUUUGAAAGGUACGAUCUGGAUUCCAAUGGCACUCUAUCAGCGACUGAGAUCCGUAUGGCUUUGAUUUCAAUGGGUCACGAGGUCACUGAAGCGGAGCUUUACGAUCUCAUCCGUUCGGUGGUUGGCACGAAUGAGCCAGUAUUGAAUUUUCCCAAAUUUCUGCAAAUGAUGGCGCCCCGCUUGGCCGAUGUGGAAAGUGACGAGAGUCUGGAGCGGAUCUUCAACCUGCUGGACCGUGAUCGCGACGGUUACGUCAGCUGCCAGGACGUAAGUGCGAUCAUGGUCUUCUUGGGAGCAGUCGUAACCGACGAUGAAACCAUGGACAUCUUCCGUUCAGUCGAUAUGGAUGGCGAUGGUCGCAUAAGCCAACGCGACUUUAUCAGCUUUAUGCAUAGUCCCACAUAAACUUUGGCCCACAAUAAAAAUUGUAAAUUGUGUGCGUGAAAAAAUUGCAUUCAGAAAAAAUUAACACGGAAAACAAUUCCAUUUAAAUUGUUAGUCAAUUCAAACAAAAUAUACAGAAAAUAUUUUUUUGACAACA
Messenger RNA from Drosophila elegans, 2896 nucleotides. RefSeq names its product calmodulin-A. Lineage: Eukaryota; Metazoa; Arthropoda; Insecta; Diptera; Drosophilidae. The transcript has a single exon. The coding region runs from base 2290 to 2760 and encodes 156 amino acids. The record is from RefSeq and is a predicted model, not a curated record. Gene Ontology annotation, molecular function: enzyme regulator activity; calcium ion binding.